CCAGGGAAACCCUAGCAAACGCAUCAGAACAUAUACACUAUUGAUUUCCCCUUUGCCACUAGCUACUGCGAUCUGCCUUUUGAAGUUUCUAGAUGGGUCGAGACCGUCGAGGCUGGAGGCCUUUCAGAAAAUUUCAGAGCCGGGAAUCGGUCGGUCCUAGAUAUUUAUUGAUGCCGGUCAGAAAAUUUCAGAGCAGUGAAUUGGAAGAAAAAUAUAGAGUUACGGACAUAGAAGUUGAUGAUCAUCCAACACCAGAGCUCCCAAGUGAGAUCAUAUUCACGCAUAUACUCCCAAGGCUACCUCCCAAGUUCUUAAUAAAGCAGUGCAGCAGCGUAUGCAAGUCAUGGUCCUCUCUCAUCCGCCACCAUUCCUUUGUCACUGCUUACCGCAACUUUCAGUGCAGCAAGGGUACUACUAACCUCCUUUUACGGAAGGGGGAUCGUUUCUUCUCCUCCCAACUAAACCAAGAAGGGAAUCUAACACCCGCCACCCGCCUUUCCACCAUUGAUAUUGAACCGAAAUAUUAUUACUCCGGGGUAAGAAGUUUGGAUGGCUUACUGGUUAUUGGAUCCGAUGGUGAUGGCCCUGUUACCAUAUCUAAUCCUUCCACUGGAGAGUCUAUCCAACUGCCCCAUGAAAAAAUCGACCGCAAGAUAUGCCCGACAUAUUACAUUGGGUUCAGUCCAUUUACAAACGAGUAUAAGGUUCUCCAAAUCUUAUUGGGUUUUGAUGAAAAAGAGGAUACUAUUAUUACGUUGAAUAUUUUUACACUUGGUAUGGAUUAUUCAUGGAGGCCAUUACAAGUAGACGUUGGCGAUCUUCCUUUUGAUCUCCAACAUCCCCCCUUUGACAUGAGAAGUGACAGGAGAAGUGUGUGUCUUCAUGGGGCUAUCCACUGGCUACACGAGCAGAGUCAAAGUAUAUUAGUAUUUGACCUCGGCGACGAGGCAUUCAGAGUUAUUCCGCUUCCUCAGGAGUAUGAUUAUACUAGAGAAUGGGAAUGGAAUGAUUAUAGUCCGGAUCUUCCUAUAGUUGAAGUGGGAGGAUGUGUGGGAGUGUUUGUUGACAACUCGCAGAAACAAAACCCGUUAUGGAUUUUGAAGGACUACCAAAACCAUGUGUGGGUUAAGGAAACUAUUCCCGUACUGUCGACAGUGAGACGAUACCAUGAUAGGUGGAAACUUGAUUGUUUCGGUACAAUUGGCGCAGGUGAUGACCUACUGCUUGAGGUCACUGUGUUUGGAUUUUCACCGGGAUAUGAUGACUCCCCACCUGAAUAUUAUCUUUAUAAUAUGAAGAGCAAACAUGAGAGGACACUUGAUUUUACUUUUCCUACAGGGAUGCCUUCUGUCUAUGACUAUCCAGAAGGACCAAUGAAGUUGAUUGCUAGUUAUGAAGAUAGCAUCAUCCCCCUUAAGCUUCACAACAGUGUCACAGAAUCUUGAGAGGAGAUGAAUCUCGUGUUGGAAAAUAAUAAUAAUUAGAUUCAGGUGUAUUGUUUGGGUUUAGGCCUCUUCCAUCCGAAUUACUGAAGUCAAAGAUGUAGCAUCUUCGGUUCAUAUAGCAUUCUUGACAAUUCCAUAUUUCUUUGUUUAAUAAAGUUUUAUAUUAAGUUAGUUCGUUGUAUACUCUAAUUUAUCCUCCGAUGGAAGGCUGGAAUGUAACCAGUUCGAGCU
Molecule: messenger RNA, 1676 nt
Organism: Malus domestica (apple)
Lineage: Eukaryota; Viridiplantae; Streptophyta; Magnoliopsida; Rosales; Rosaceae
Source: RefSeq, a predicted model, not a curated record